Molecule: messenger RNA, 1644 nt
Organism: Pyrenophora tritici-repentis Pt-1C-BFP
Lineage: Eukaryota; Fungi; Ascomycota; Dothideomycetes; Pleosporales; Pleosporaceae
Source: RefSeq, a predicted model, not a curated record
AUGUAUCCGACGUACGGAAUGAUAGCAAGUCAUUUAUGCUUCAUACGGAAGCCGGACGAGAGUUCAAUAGGGCCAUUUGUGGUGAUGCAAAUGCCGUUGAUAUUAAAUCACGAAGUGCAACGAUUUGUACAUGGCUUAAAGAGUGUCGAACACAACAUCCUGCCUGUCAAAGGCAAAUUUCUGGUCAAACUAGUUCCAACCGCGGAAGUUGACCUGCGAAGCGAACCUUAUCUCGUCCUCAGUCACGUAUGGGGCGAUACCAACUCGAGUUUCAAAACAUUAAAGUCCACCGUCUCACGUUACCAGAAAGUUGGCAUUGAUUUCAACAUCUUACCCAAGACUUUUCAGGAUGCUGUAAGAAUUACGGCCGCUAUCGGGGUCGAGUAUAUUUGGAUAGAUAGCUUAUGCAUUAUACAAGACUACGAAGAGGACUGGCAACACGAAAGUACUAAGAUGGCAGCGAUUUAUCAUAUGGCUACCGUUACACUUUCUGCAACUAGCGCAAACAAUGGAGAUGGAGGCUGUGGACUGGAUACGGACUUUGGACAGAUAAUGCGGUUUUGCAACACCCCCGGGGGAAUUCCGGGCUUCGCCGCUAGGGAAAUAACGGAAAGUAUUCCAAGCCCUGCUACUAUGCUGAAAGGUCAACUGCGUAACUCACCAGUUAACCGGCGGGGGUGGAUACUACAAGAACAGCAGCUUUCGCGUAGGAUUCUACACGCCAUGGACUCUCAAUUUGUAUGGGAGUGUGGUAUGAUCACGGAAAGUGAGGACGGCACAGUAUACGAACAGGGAAGAAACAGUUCAAUGGUCAAGAGUUUGGGUCGUCCUGACAAUGGCAUAAGACAGAGUCCUUAUAAUGAUGCGGAUUACCACUUGGACAUUUACAACUCUGGCUACCCUUGGUGGAAAUGCCUAGUCGACUACUCGAGUCGCUCUCUUUCUCGUCCAGAAGAUCAAUACGCUGCCCUAGCUGGUAUUGUGCAGUUUCGCCACAAGAUCACUGGGGACUUACCUGUAGUAGGCCUCUGGGAACAAUAUCUGGCUAUUCAUUUAGCAUGGGGUGUCUAUCACAACCCUCGUGAGCAUAGCGUACCUCUGUGGAAUGCAGCUUGUCGCCGGCCGAGCUGGACAUGGAUGACCUUUCAACAUGGCAGUGUCAAGCUUUUACAUCCAAUAUCAUGGCCGGUACUACAGAGUGUUGGGUCCAGAGAAGGAGACUUGGGUAUCAUAUACCAAGCUCAUGUCUUGCACACAAAUGUCAGAUGGAGCGGUCGGCCCUUGAUAUCUGAUCCAACGAGGAGCACGAUUCGUGUUCGCGGAAUGAUACAUUGCAGACCACGGCCCAAACCAGUUCGGCACGGUGUUCUCAGUCCAUUACAUUUGGACCCGGGAGUUCCUGAGCAAACCGACGCAAAUGCAGAGUACAGUGCGCUCGCCCUUUUCACCUACGUGCAGAGCGCUGCCUUGACGAACCAACCGCCCUUUGCAACGACGGUAUACUUGAUUAUUCAGGCGACGAAUUUAGAAGACGAUGACGAAUAUAUGCGCAUCGGCAGAAUGCAAUUGACGGAGCCAUUUGAGAUGAAUCGUCGACAUGGGUACCUACCUGAGGGUGUUGAGAGGGUCAUUACUCUUGUCUAA